GAGACGGCCACCCAAUUCCGACUGCUUGGUGGAACGAGUGAAUUGGAGCCGACGUCGUGGAUGAGCACCUACGCCCUGAGCGGACGCGAACGAGAGACCGCGCGCCUCGAGCGCUCGAUCGCCGAGCUGCGCCGCGUGGCCAGCCAGACGUACGAGCAGGACAAGGCCACGGACCUCCUCUCGCGGCUCCGCCAAGCCUCGUCCGGCGACAGCACAUAUAUCCAGGAAGACGCGACAUCGCGAUGGAACGCGCAGGUCCAGCCGACAUCUGACAUUAGCCCAUGGCCGCCGGCGCUGCGACCGCUGGUUUCGUCGCCCGGCGCCAAGUUUGGCCUCUUCAAAGCUCUCAAGCACGCAUGGCUCAUCGCUGGCCCGACCGUGUACCUCUGGGACUAUACGUCGUCCAAGGGCACCAUCGUCACGUGCCCCGCGAUGCCCGAUCCCGUGCUCGCAUGCGGCGUCACGCAGCCGCUGAGCGGCUCGCUGUUUAGCGACGUUGUCCAGCACCUUUUGGUGGUCGUCACCGAGACGGAAGUCCGCGUUCUCGCGUUGGUCGCUGACAAGACCACGGGUAGCUUCAAGGUGCAGGAUACGCUCAUGAACGCGCCGCUUCCGUCGACGACGCUGCUCUCGACAGUCGUGUGCACGCCGUCACGACGCAUCUUGCUCGGCGGCGUCGACGGCGCGCUCUACGAGUAUGUCUACCAUCCCCAUUUGCCCAAGCCGCCGACGACCGAGAAGGCGCGCUCGGUGCGCGUCGCCACGUCGCACUGGAACCAGUACCUCCCGCCGCUCGUGCGCGAUCUGCUCGCCCCCGCGCGGUCGGCGAUCACGCAGCUGCUCUACGACGACGCGCGCCACGUUAUCUACGCGCUGCAUUCGUCCGGACACGUCUCGGUCUACGAUGCGCGCACCAAGGACAUUGUAUGUGUCACGUACACGAUCAUCGACGCGUCCAUCGUGUCGCUGAGUCUCGUGAGUGACGGCGACGCGUCAAUCCACGCGGUCGCCAUCACGUCGGCGGGUGUCCGGCUCUUCCUCUCGACCUCGCAGACGCUGCACGGGCCGCCCGACACGUGCAUGGUUGUGUUUACGCGGCCGCCGCCGCCCUGCGUCACCGUUGUGGACCGUGCGGUCUAUGCGUCCGGCGUCUCGUUCUUUGGGCACAAGUCGACGCUCGUGUCGGCGGCGGCCGACGUGGGCCUCGCCACGUCGUACCGCGAGCUCGUACGGUCGCACGCGCUCCUUGGUGGGCACAUGGUCGUCGAAGAAACCUCGGUCGUCCUCGCUUCGCCCGCGGGGCUGCCGUCGCUCAAGCGCAGCGCGUCGGGCGCGUCUCUGCCGUCGUCACUGGACUUUUUACGCAUCAGCCGCCACGAACUCUCGACGCAGUUUACAUCGACGACGCCGCGGGCGUUUGUGUCGCUCUCGGAAGGCGGCGUGCAGUGCUGGCACAAGCAGCGCCCGCUCGACCACCUCCGGCACGUCCUCACGCACGCACCGGGUCCGCUCACGCGCUCGUCGCCCAUGGUCGCGUCGUACGGGCCCCAUGCAAUUGCGUGCAUGCUCUUUGCUCUGGCCUGCGAUCCAUCGCCGCCGCGCCCGCCGGCGCACCUCAUGUCGCUUGUGUUUGACAUUGGCGGCCACCCGGACGGCAGCGCGCACUCGGACCACUACAACGGCCUCGUGCGCGUCCUCGUGCGCUUUCUCAGCGGCAUUUGGCACGCCGCGCUUGCCAAGGCGACGACCAAGGGCGCGGCGUCGGCGACGUUUACGCCGGCCUUGUCGAAAGACGAGAUUGCGCGGCCACGCGAUUUGCUCUGUCGUCUCAAGCAGCUCUUGGAGCACGUGGCCGUGCCGUACGCUGUCGCGGUCCAUGCCACGUCGUCGUCGUCGUCCGAUGGUAGCAUGAUUGCGACCGAGCAGCGGGCGCUGCAGGACAUCCACGCGCUUCUCGGGCGCUGCAUUGGCGCGUGCGAAGGCCUCCUCUUGGUCUACGCGCACCCGACCGCGUUCAGCCAUGUGGCCAACCUUGCCUUCUACGACGUCGUGUGCACGGAGCUUGGCGCCAAGGCGCUCCAAGCUAUGCUGCGCGACGUCGCCAAAGAGACGCCGUUGGUGGUGCCGACCGCGCUCGCGCGCUGCAGUGCGUUUUUUACUUUGGUGGACGCUGGCGUGUUCCAGGGCACGGACGCGCUGACGCGGGCCAAGGCGGCGGCGACGCCGUCGGCGCGGGACGCUGCGUUGAACGAGUCGCUCACCAAGCUCGUGGCGGCGGCGCCCACGUGGCCCCCCACCGCCGAGACCAUCGAGCACCUUGGUCGCAUCGCCAAGGACUAUGAGCUCUGUUCGUUCUGGAAGGGCCUCGUGGGCCUCGCCGUGGCGGUCGCUGCGCGCUGGCCGCUGCACUCGGCCGACCAGAAGGCAUGCUACAGCGGUGUCCUGGAUGCCCUCGCGCACGUGGCCGAGCACAACGACGUGGCGUCGGCACAGUCGAUUGUCGGUCUUGUGGUCGGUACGACUGACGUGCACCUGCAACAAGUUGUGCUGGAAUGGGUCGUCUCGAAAGGGCACAAGACGUGGCUGCUUCACUGCCCAUUGACGCCGACAGUGCGGACGGUCUUGGCGGCCGACGUCGACUGGCUCGCCGCGCUCUGCUUGGAGCACCACGAGUACGAAGAGGCUGCGACGGUGCUCUGGAAGGCGGCGCAUGACGUCAGCGCCACGCACAGCAUUGGCGACCGCACGGCCUGGGUCGCACGCGCCCUCAGCAGCAUCCAGCACACAACCAACGCCCAGCACGCCAAGGACAUUCAAGAUGCACUCGACGUUUUUCAGACGCAGACGCGGCUGGCGACGGCGUUCCGGCAGCACAACCUCGGGUCCGACGCCGUGCGACACACACUCGAGUUUGAGAUUCUCGACAUGUCGACCUUGUACCACGAGUAUGCGAUGCCGUACGAGCGCUACGAAGACUGCCUCCGCAUCAUGCACGCGUGCCGCUUCUACGAACCCGAGACGAUUGUGAUGCUGUGGAAGAAGGCCUUGUACUCGCUGCUGCCGCAAGUCGCCGACCGCGACGCUGCUGCGCCCAUUGCCAAGUGGCUCGACGAGGCAUAUGCGGCCGCGGGCCUUGGCGACAUCGUGUCCAUGUCGAGUGCAUUUGAAGCCUGCGAGUGGACGCGGAGCGUGAGUCAUCUCGUUGUGUCGCUGGGCCGCGCGCUGCACCCGUCGCCGGUCUUUCCGAUCGAGUGGCUUAUCACGGAAGUCGAGACGAUCGCGAUGCACGCGUGGUCGCUCGGGCACCACACGUCGCCGUUCACGCCCGUGCAUCUGUUCGUCGACCUGGGCAUGCCGGCUUCGGACGUGCUGGCAUGGUACUUGCACCUCUUUGGCAGCAGCACGGACGCCGCAUUCAAGGUCCAGCUGCUCUGGAGCCUUCUGGCGCUGCGCCCGGGUGUCCCGACGUUGCCGUCGACGUACCAAGACACGAUGGCACAUGCCCGCAACUGGCUCGUCACGCACGCCCCCGACCAAGUGGACCUUGUCGCGCAGCUUCUCGCGUAGUGGGACUUGAAAGAUAAGAGGAGCCCUGUGAUUCACUUGGGUGCGUGGGUGUUGUGGGGCUUGUGCGUCUGCAAGCACACCGGACCGAAGCCAACCGC
This is a messenger RNA of Saprolegnia diclina VS20, 3665 nucleotides long. RefSeq lists its product as hypothetical. The record is from RefSeq and is a predicted model, not a curated record. Gene Ontology annotation, cellular component: nuclear pore; nuclear pore inner ring. Gene Ontology annotation, molecular function: structural constituent of nuclear pore; protein binding. NCBI's taxonomy places the organism in Eukaryota, Oomycota, Saprolegniomycetes, Saprolegniales, Saprolegniaceae. The transcript is spliced from 4 exons. The coding region runs from base 61 to 3567 and encodes 1168 amino acids. Gene Ontology annotation, biological process: RNA export from nucleus; transcription-dependent tethering of RNA polymerase II gene DNA at nuclear periphery; protein import into nucleus.